UGGGCCCUCCCCCGGCUGCCUGGCGCCUCCCUCCCGCCCCACCGCGGUGACUCACCGAGCGGGAGGCGGAGGCUGAGGCGGCCGCUCCCGCUGCUGCUGCUGCUGCUGCUGCCGCCGCCGCCGCCGCCGCGGCUGCUCGGGCUGAGCGCGCCCCGGAACAGGCCGCCGCGCGCUGCGCUCCUGACCCGCAGCCCCCGCCGGCCCGGCCGGGUCGGGCGGCCCAGGGCGGCACCUUCCUAUUUCUCGCUGGCCACAGCCCUCCCCUGUCAGUUGAGCACCUGUUUGCCUGAAGUUAAUUUCCAGAAGCAGGAGUCCCCAGAGCCGGGCCAGGGGGAUGAACCGCGAGGGAGCUCCCGGGAAGAGUCCGGAGGAGAUGUACAUUCAGCAGAAGGUCCGGGUGCUGCUCAUGCUGAGGAAGAUGGGAUCAAACCUGACGGCCAGUGAGGAGGAGUUCCUGCGCACCUAUGCAGGCGUGGUCAACAGCCAGCUCAGCCAGCUGCCACCGCACUCCAUUGACCAGGGUGCAGAGGACGUGGUGAUGGCGUUUUCCAGGUCGGAGACGGAGGACCGGAGGCAGUAGCUGCAAACCCCUCGAAACACCCUGGAAGUUGUCAAGGGCCAAGAGACCUGCGUGGCUUCUGGGCCGGCUGAGUGGCAGCAAACCAGCCUGCCCCACCGCCCCCUGCUCCUGCCCUGCCCCGCCCCCCCCCAUGGCCACGCAGCGGGGGACACCAGUGGUGCGUUCACAAUUGGCUUAAAGGGAUGGACUCAUGAUUGGCUGCAGGAAGAAACCUUUUUAUUUUUAAAUCUUGACCAACAGAAACCUUUUAUUUUUAUUUCUGACUCUUAUUUUUUUUAAAAUUUGCGCCUCGGUGUCUGGCUUCCCAGGAAGCUGUCCGAGCUCUGGUGCUUUAGUUAGGUCAUUUUUUAGAAAUGUGAAGAGGUUCGAUUGGCUGCUUAAACUGGAAAGGGAUUCUGAUUGGCUGGUUAAUGGGAAAUGGUUUUUUUUCUUUGAUUGGCUGCAGGUGUUCUGCUGAUAUCAACAGCUUCUCUAUUUUGAAUGCAGAAAACAAGAUCUGAGACGUUAGUUGUUAUAUUUGACUUGAAAAAAAAAGAAAGAAACCAAGUGUGCUUUGCAAUAUUUAUUAUACAAAGAGCUUGCUGCUGCCUUCACACUUGGAGUCUGUGUUUGAAGUUGAUUGGCUUUCAGUUGUGUAUUUGGUUUCCCAUUGGCUCACCCGUGACUCCUGUUGCCAUGGAGUCACCCCACUCUGCUGCUUGUUCUGGACCGGGGGUCCACCUGGAGAGUGCAUUUGCGUUAAUGACCGCACCUGCGUCCACCAGCAAGGGGACCCCGAGGAUCCUGAGCAGGGUCCACAGCUGGAAAACAGGGCCCCCGAGGAGCUUGCGUUGUCCUGAAUGAGUAGCCUGGAGCUCAGAGGUAGCCAUUAGCAGGAUUUAUGUGCAUCGCUCCCGUGAGUUGGCAGCCAGCCAGCGUCCGUGGCGAGAGCGGGAGUGCUCAGACGCUGUCCAGGCCUCGCCUCCCGCUGUGCUCAGCAGAGGUGCAUGGGCUGGGCCGCUGGCUCUGUCCUCUCGUCCAUCCUCCUACGUACCCCUUCCUGAGGCCUCGACUCAGGGCUCCUCCUGUAAAGGGAGGAGCUGCUCCCAGCUGUGAGACCCCAAAAGAUGCUGGAGGCCAUCUAGCGAGAGUCUCUCAGAACCCACAUAAAAGCCCCAGCUUGGUUCACAAGGCCCAGGAGACCUUUGGCUCCAGACACCAACCCCUGACUCCCCCCAGCCAGGCUCCCACGGUGGCCAGCACUGGACUUCUCUCAUCCUCGGCCUGUGCCCCCCACCGCACUGCCUUCGGAAGGGUCUCUCUCCAUGUCCUCCUGGAAGGGACAGUGUCAUUGUUUAUUUGUUAAGUGCCCACCAGGACAGCUGGCUAGGCCUUCACUGAGUAGGUCCCAUCUGGCUGGCCCCUAGACCAGCCCCAGAAUCACAGAGCAACACUCCUCGAGGGGGUGGGGCCUGGGUCUAAUGUUCGUGCAGGAACCCCGGAUCCUCCCCGCUGCCACCGCCUUCCCAGGAGCUGCUCCUCCCGUCUCCCUGUGGCUCUCACAGGAGUGGGAGCUGGGAUGGGGGUUGGAGAAAGUCACGGGCCUCAGGGCGGGGGCCUCCACCCUCCCCCUGUGGUCGUAGGUGGCUGAGGCUCCUUUCUUACCCUGGGUACCCAGAGCUAGGAGGACACUCUCAGAGCCCAAUCCUUCUUUCUCAGGGUUUGGGGCUGAGGGCCUCAGAGGCUCCUAAGUGUCAUGGAGCCCACAGGGCCCAAAUGUCUGAGACCUGCAGAGACCCCUUGUCGAUGGGUAGUCCACGCUGUGCUGUGGUGUCACCAGCCUUGUUCCAGCAGGAGGGUAUGACCAACAUGGCAGGGAUGCCGUGUCUUCCACCACACACUGGCCCCUGGCCCUGGUUAGCUGACAGUUAACCCGCCAAGGCCAUUGAUCCCCAGGGGACAAGGACAGUGGGGAUAUGGCUGCAGCCCAACCCCAGCAGGGGUAGUGCGUGUGAUCGUGCACACACACACGUGCACACCCACAUAGAUGUGCACUUACACACGUGCAUACACACUCACGCACACACGCACACACACUCCCAGCUCAGUGGCCUGGAGCUCCAGCCGAGCCCCUGUGGGAAAGGUGAGUUCUUCAGUCUCUCCUGCCCCCAGGUCGUAGCGUCUGGAGUCAGGUGUCAAGGCCCGUGUUGCUGGCUGCCCCCUCUUUGUACCUGUAGCUCAUGUGCAGGGCCCAAGCCCUGGUCGAUCCCUGGGCGAGCUGGUUCUCUGCCUCGGCCUGCCUUUGUAAUGGUCACAGGCCUCGCUCUUAUAACAGGGGCGACUCAGGCCUGUCUCAUCUGAAGAAGAAAAGUCAAAGUGUUGCUGUGGCUUCGUAUUUCAACUAAAAAUAUAUCUGUUGGAGAAAAAAAUUAACAAAUAAAGAUUUUUCAUAGCA
Molecule: messenger RNA, 3014 nt
Organism: Lemur catta (Ring-tailed lemur)
Lineage: Eukaryota; Metazoa; Chordata; Mammalia; Primates; Lemuridae
Gene: CTNNBIP1
Product: catenin beta interacting protein 1
Exons: 5
Coding region: 335-580 (81 amino acids)
Biological process (GO): negative regulation of Wnt signaling pathway
Cellular component (GO): cytosol; nucleus; beta-catenin destruction complex
Molecular function (GO): beta-catenin binding
Source: RefSeq, a predicted model, not a curated record